ACUAGUCUGGCAUCCGGUCCAACCAGUAACUCCCGAAACACACACACAGCCUUCUCAACGGUUUGAUUGUCAAGCAGUAUGCAUGAGGCCGAUUCAGACCGAGACCGAGGCAGAUGCAGACGCUCUGAGACAGGCUAACAACCAUAGAGAACAGCACCUGUAGCUACAGUAAGUGAAUUGUUUGACAAAGAUCAUCUUAAAUGAUAGCGAUGUUUUCUAAAUUGGUGUUUUCAUAGUGUUGCCGGCUUGUAAACGACAACAACAGAGAAACAUACUGUAUAGUCGAGGUGCGUAAAUCGAAUCAUUGAGGAUGACACACAAGUCUCGACUUGUUUCCAUCGUGGUUCUCUAACCGAUAGAUGCAACCAGUACCGCAGUGAUGGAGAGGGAUCUCCUUAGAAGAGGCACCUUCAGUGGUCCACGUGAGACAGACUGAAGGAACUGAUCCACUCUUGAGGGGGUGGGGGAUAUCAGAUAACCAAAUUCUGGUUUCACCUUUCGCUAAGAAAAACAGGUUGCCUCAACUCAUCCAAUGGAGAGAAACAAUGAGAGGAUGACUGACUGUACAGUUUAGGUGAUACAGUAAAAAAAAAACAAUAAUUGUUCAUCAAAAACAAAACGAUGGGAGAGGGAACAGAGCGAGACAGAUCGUUCUCCAUCCAGGGGAGAAGAAAAUACGAGAAGGACGUAGGAGGAGGGGGUAGAUGCUGGAGCAUCGUGGGACGUCAGUGGGCGUUUGUAAGGGCCACACUGAUAGUGGCUGGCGCCCUACAGUGGCUGGCUCCCAGUGAUCUGCAGUCUCUGCUGCUCCAACUUCAUCUACUUCUACUGCCUCCACAGCCUGAGAGCCAGCUGGCUCCGGGGACACAAGUCAACUCCAAGCAGAGACCUGCUAAUGGGCACCGCUGCAGUGAACGUGCUUAUGACCACUCCGCUGUGGGUGGUCAACACACGGCUCAAGCUUCAGGGGGAAAAGUUCCGCAAUGCAGACCUCCGUCCCACUAACUACUCAGGCAUCAUGGAUGCCUUGGUGCAGAUCAUUGAGGAGGAAGGGGUGGGGGCCCUGUGGAACGGGACAUUCCCCUCUCUCCUGCUGGUGCUCAACCCGGCUGUCCAGUUCAUGAUCUAUGAGGGCUUGAAGAGGCAGAUGAGAAGCUUGGUUCACAGAGCGCUGUUGUCUCUUGAGGUCUUUCUGAUUGGUGCCAAAGCAGUGGCCACCACAGUCACAUACCCACUACAGACUGUACAGUCCAUCCUGAGGUUUGGUCAACACAUGCAGCACACAGGCGGAUCGCCACUUGUCAACAGCCUGAGAAGUGUGAUGCACCUGCUGAUCAUUAGAGUGAGGAAGUAUGGCAUGCUGGGCCUGUUCAAAGGCCUGGAAGCUAAACUCCUACAGACUGUCCUGACCGCUGCCCUCGUGUUCCUGCUCUACGAAAAGAUUGCCAGCAGCACUUUCAGGGUCAUGGGAGUGAAGGGGCCUGCGUCCAGCCACUAGCCUGUCUGUUACAUCAGACAUCCGAUCCCAUAUUGCUCCCUAUCUAUCCCCCCCGUAGCCCUAACCCCUCAAUGUUGGCAUGUCUAAAGGGUCUGGAUAGGUAUAAGCAGUGUAGCUAGGGGUACAUCUUUCACCGUAUUGCUUCUAUCUUACAUAUAUGCAAGUGUCAAAGGGUUAGGGCCAAAGGGAGGGGAAGGGAUCGAACUGAGACUGUACCAGAGAUAUUAGAGAAAGGAUGAGACAGCAGUCCCAUUGGGCAAUGAAUGGGGGAAUGUUUAACGCUUCACCCAGAAGACUGUCGACCAAUCACUUGGUCCAUGCGGUGCAUUCUGGGCAACUCUGGGACAAGAAGAGCUCUCCUUCAAACAGUGAAUGGGAGUCAAUUGGGCGCUAGCUCAAAAUCCCCAAAUUAGCAUCAAUAACCCAAACCCUUUUCCUAACCGUAAUUCUCCUAAUCUGCUGCGUAAAUUCUCCUAACCUGCUACGAAAAGCCAAAUCUGACGUUCAUUUGACAAAAGCUGUAUCCCUUCUAGCCAUGACCGGGCUCUCCUUGUCCCAGGUUUUUUGUCUAUUUAUUUUUAUGUAACUGCCAAUUUUGUGGAAGUAGACACCACUUGUUCCUCAGACUCAUGUGGAUUUCACCAUUUUGUACUUUCUAUGUUCUUCUAAGAUUAGCUGCUUAACUAAAUCCCCAAAUUAUUUAGUGAUGCAUUGUUGCUCUAGUCAAAUCACUGAGACAUUUUUUCAUUGUGUCAUUAACUGUCUCUGACAAACGUAUAGAAUAAUUAAUGGAUGUAAUUAAAUGCAUUGUUGUACAGCACAAUGUCAUGGAUGGAUAAUUCACCAACAUUUCAGAUUCUCAGAAAGGUAGAAAUAAAGUGUUGCUUCUCAAAUAAGUACAUUUUAGCUUUUUUUGACCAUAUGCAUUCACUGUCAUUUUCAGAUUAUCUUUUUAAAAAUCAGUUUUUCCUCUGAUUGCGUACUUCCUUUUACUGAUGUGGAGCGUUUUUUUUUUUUUUUUACAGUAAUAUAAUUCUGGACCAGUAGAUGGGGUCACAGCCCCACAGAAUAAUAAAGGUUUAAAAUGUAGCGUUUACUACGGUGCUAUAUGUUUAAUCAAAUUAUUGGGCUAAACGGGUCCCCCACCAUCGAAGGAAUAUUUGGGAAGGAAUGGUGCCUUGAUCUAUGGAACCAUGGGGAUCCCUACAGCACAGAGAACAGUCCGCAACACAUUGCCAAAUCAACAGGGGUGCCUUCAGGCCAAGCUGACGUUAAAGAGGAGGAUUUUGAGGUGGAAAUCAUAAACAACAGAGACCAACAGGAAAGACCAACAAUAAUUUUAGACGGAGAUGACGACUUAUUGGACAAUGGAAGAGAAGGGCCCUCCAAUGAGUAUCCAUCCUUUGAUUCCUUCCGCCAGGACAGGCCAGGAAGACGGGAUAAACAGGUACGGGAGAUGUCAACUACGGAUGUCUCCACAGGACACACUUUACGUUUCAUAUCCAUCGACGGAGUGGAGGAGGAAUAUGGCGAACAUGUAUUUCCCAUUGAGGACGAUGAGACGAACGAGUUCCUACCAGACGAUACCGAGCUGUUGCCCAACGAAGGACAAGAUGAACACAUCACAAAGCCAACGUAUGCAAAGAAGUCUUUAGCAAAGUCAAAAAGCAAAGCUAGAAAGACUGCUAGAAAGACUGCUGGGAAGACUAAGACUUUCAGUUACUUUAAUAGGUUUAACUUACACUCCCAUAGUAAAUCCGACACAAACAAGUUAAGUUGUGUGAUUUGUAAGAAGACUUUCUUGCGGCAGAACCAUCUGACGAUGCAUAUGAGAUCUCACAAAUCGCUGUACUGCAGUGUGUGUAAGAACUGUUAUCCUGGGAAAACUCAGCUCAAAAAACACAAGUGUGUUGCUCCCGAUUAUCUGGCCUCGAACAGCUCAAAGUACUUUUGCCAUUACUGCGGCAAGUCUUUCAGCUGUCCGUCAAGCCUGAGGAUACACCACCUGGUGCACACGGGAGAGAGACCCCACACGUGCACUGUCUGCGGGAGAGGAUUCACACAGAAGGGCAAUCUGAAGUGUCACAUGCGCCUUCACACUGGUGAGAAACCGUACAAAUGCCUCACAUGCGAAAUUGGUUUCACCCAGAAAGUAUACCUCACUCAGCACUUGGCCAAAGCUCACGGUGAAAAGGAAGAUGAUAAGAAAAAGAAGCAAGUGCACAAAUGUUCUAAGUGUCAGUUGUCUUUUGUCAAUCAGCAACUGCUCCAAACACACAUGACCGUUCAUAAAAAUAAAUGAAGUAUUUUUGGUUGAUUGCAAUACUCUUGACUUAAAGGGGCAAGCUGCAGUAGCUACAUCUAUUUUGGGACUUAGAAAUUAUGUACUCAUUUAUUGCUGAAGAAUAUAACUUAAUGCCUCAUGAGCUUAGUUGAACUGUUGUACCCCAUCAGAACCCAACAUAAACAAAGUAAAUAAACACAUUUGUUAUUUAGCAGACGCUCUUAUCCAGAGCGACUUACAGGAGCAAUUAGGGUUAAGUGCCUUGAUCAAGGGCACAUCGACAGAUUUUUCACCUUGUCAGCUCUGGCAUUUGAUCCAGUGACUUUCGUUUACUAGGGCAACACUCUUAACGACUAGGCUGCCACCCUAAAUAGCCUCAAAACAUGGAUAAAACUAUAAUUUUGAUGGUCAGUCCUUGCAUCGAUAGCUCUAUGAAUUUGAGUUGUUAGCCUACAUUUCUCCAGGCCCAGCCCUCAGCUUUUUACCGAAAAGGGUGGGGAGGCCUCUCAUCUGAACCGCUGAUUGCCCCUUUAAAGGAUUGUGUGCCUGCUCUGCUCAAACUGGAGAACCAAAUACUGUCUAGUGUAUGUCAUACUUCACAAUAUUGGAGCGACCUUAACGUCACAUAGCGACCUUGUCAAGGGGUUUGGAUCUGGACGCUGGACCUGGGAGUCCGUGGGGAGACCCCCCACCCAAAAUACACUACAGUAUGUUGUAGGCUUUAUUUGUCUGAAUUCGCUACAACACUAACAUGUUAUGAUUUACCUACAAUAAAAGUAAAUUGAAGUCUUAUUUUGCAAAGAACGUGGCGCAUGAGUAUUGCAAUGUUUACCUACCACUAGCCUGUUCUAUAUUUUAGGCUCAAGGAAUUAACUUGCCAAUGUUUGAUGCAAGCUGGCACUGUAUCUGCAUUGUCCUCUAUACGUUGGUACAAAUGACAUAAGAUAUCAUUAAAUGGAUGUUUUCAAGUUCUGUUCCCAGCAGUGCAUUUUAUACUUGUUUUGUACAUAAGGCUUCUAUGAUUGUGUCAGUUGUUUUCCUGGAAUAUAUUCAUCUACUGUAAACUUAGUUUGCUUUCAUAAUUAAAACACCAUUAAUGGUAUACAAUUUCAAUCAUUUAAUCAUUGCCAUGUUUACAUUUUUAUAACAUAUGGAGUACAAAUAAGUAAAUGUAUUACUGUACCCAUUUAAUUCAUUACAGAUAAUUAUUUGGCACAUGUUUACAUGACCGGUCUACUACACUGGCAUUCUUCACAGUAGCACAAACAACUGGUAUCUGGACCACCACUGUUUAACACAAACAGUACAUGUCUUUAGAGAUAUUUCAAAAAUGUCUAUUCAUCUAACAGUGGGGCAUCUAGUCUCUUGCCAAUUGUGGGACAACAAGGCAGUGUUUGUGUGCAAUCCUACAGACAGAGCAGAGUGAAAACUUGAAUGGAACAGUUCUCUGCCAUGUAGUGAAGAGUAACAGCUUGAUCAUGUUCAUUAGGGCACACAGUAGCAAAAAUGAUAACUUUA
Messenger RNA from Oncorhynchus keta (chum salmon), 5300 nucleotides. RefSeq names its product peroxisomal membrane protein PMP34-like. The record is from RefSeq and is a predicted model, not a curated record. NCBI's taxonomy places the organism in Eukaryota, Metazoa, Chordata, Actinopteri, Salmoniformes, Salmonidae. Gene Ontology annotation, biological process: regulation of transcription by RNA polymerase II. Bases 896 to 1498 code for a protein of 200 amino acids. The transcript has 11 exons. Gene Ontology annotation, cellular component: peroxisomal membrane. Gene Ontology annotation, molecular function: FMN transmembrane transporter activity; AMP transmembrane transporter activity; ATP transmembrane transporter activity.